AUGUGCAGUGAAGGCGCAGAUAUGGAGAAGGAAUUGGACAGGAAGCUAAAGGGCCGGGUAGACACACAGAAGGGGAACACGAAUAUUGAUGGAGGCUGGGCAUGGAUGGUGGUCUUGUCUUCUUUCCUUGUCCACUUGCUGGUUAUGGGAUCACAGAUGGCACUGGGCAUUCUCAACAUGGAAUGGCUGGAAGAGUUCAAUCAAAGCAGAGGUCUGACAGCUUGGGUCAGCUCCCUGACAAUGGGCAUCACUCUGAUCGUAGGUCCUUUUAUUGGCUUGUUCAUUAACACCUGUGGAUGUCGGAAGACUGCCAUGAUUGGAGGGUUCCUGACAUCACUUGGAUGGGUGCUGAGUGCUUUUGCCACCAAUGUCCAUUUUCUGUUCUUUACAUUUGGAGUGAUGGCUGGUAUCGGCAGUGGGAUGGUGUACCUACCUGCAGUGGUAAUUGUGGGUCAGUAUUUUCAGAAGCACCGUGCACUGGCACAGGGACUGAGCACCACUGGGACAGGGUUCGGGACAUUCCUGAUUACGGUGCUGUUGAAGUACUUGUGUGCAGAGUUUGGCUGGAGGAAUGCCAUGAUAAUCCAGGGAGCUAUUACACUAAACCUGUGUGUGUGUGGAGCCCUCAUGAGACCACUGGACCAUAUAGAAAAAUGCAGCAUGGAGAAGACUGGUGUUCACAAAACAGCUAAAGAAGUUUCCCUGCUGGAGGCUGAUGUUGGGAAAGCAAACACUACCCUACCUGAGGAGGGAGAAGACACUGCAGUACCGUGGUGUAAGGAAGACUCCAGCAAUGGUACUGUCAAGAAAGAUAUCACCAAACUGGGAAUCCUGAAGUCAUUGACCCGCCUGACUGUGACUGUGAGAUGUGGAUUUUGGGCCUGGUACUCUAGCUACUUUGGGGCAGCUUCCCUCUUCACCAACAAGGUCUUUGUAGCAUUUGUGGUGUGGGCACUUCUGGCCUACUGCAGCUUUGUAAUUCCCUUUAUACACCUCCCAGAGAUUGUGGAGCUUUACGGCAUGGAAGAGCAAAACAACAUCUUUCCACUCACCUCAGUUAUUGCCAUUGUGCACAUAUUUGGGAAAAUUUUCCUGGGUUAUAUUGGUGACUUGUCAUGUGUCAGUGCCUGGAAUGUCUUCCUUGCUUCCAACUUUACCAUGGGUAUCUGCAUUCUGAUCCUCCCACUUAUGCAAGUAUACGCUGCCUUGGCUGUGAUCUGUGCUCUUAUAGGGUUCUCCAGUGGCUACUUCUCCCUUAUGCCUGUUGUUACAGAAGAUUUAGUGGGCAUCAAGCAGCUGGCAAAUGCUUAUGGGAUCAUCAUAUGUGCCAAUGGAAUAUCAGCGCUUCUGGGACCUCCAUUUGCAGGCUGGAUCUAUGACAUUACCCAGAAAUAUGACUACUCCUUCUACGUGUGUGGCUUGCUGUACAUGAUGGGAAUGAUCUGUUUGCUUAUGGAGCCCUGUCUGCAACCAAAGGAGAAUAACACUAAGAAAACUACAGACAUCCCGGAAUCCUGA
Messenger RNA from Staurois parvus, 1518 nucleotides. The record is from the annotation of a GenBank genome assembly. Lineage: Eukaryota; Metazoa; Chordata; Amphibia; Anura; Ranidae.